AGGCCCUUUUUUUUUAUUACCCCGCGUUCUCCUCUUCGUUACAUAUAGAAAUGCUUCGCUCGGCAUUGAAAAGAUUACCAGUUUGCACCACCCGAUUGUAUAUUAUUAGACCUUGUUAUCAUGUCAAGCGGUUUCAGUCCACCGUAAGCGGUACAGAAGAGACCCUAUCUCCACAAACAUUCACAAACAACACCAUUGCCAACCAUGUAUCGCCUAUUCGUCGAUAUGAUGAAAUUACCAGCCAUGGGGGGCCAGUGAAAUCCGACCCAGACCAAAGAAAGGUGAUUGAGAAACUAGACGAAUUAUGGUACGACCUUCGAGAAUAUCAACCCCAAGCCUUCAAAGAGCAAGGCAAAUCCGUAAGUUGGGGAAGUUGGUUUGGGUAUAGAAACGAGAAUAAAGUAAUGGAAAAAAACGUCCCGGAAUCCUUGUAUAUCUAUGGUAACGUGGGUACGGGUAAAACUAUGGUGAUGGAUUUAUUCUUUGAUACAUUGGCCAUUACCCGUAAAAGAAGAGUCCAUUUUCAUGCUUUUAUGCUGGAUGUUCAUCAACGUAUUCAUCGUGUGAAAACAGAACAUCCCGUGCUGGCAGAUCCUUUAGCUCCCAUUGCCGAUGAUUUAGUGAAAGAAGCCUAUGUGUUGUGUUUUGAUGAAUUUCAAGUCACAGACAUUGCAGAUGCCAUGAUUCUUCGUAAUCUAUUUGAAGAACUCUUUAAACGUGGUGUUGUACUGGUCACUACAUCCAAUCGACACCCUACCGAACUAUACAAGAACGGUAUUCAACGUUCCUCUUUUAUACCAUGCAUUGAUUUACUCUUGAAGAAAUGUGAUGUCCUCUGUCUCGAUUCAGGCACCGAUUAUCGAAAGAUCGAACGAGCUCAAUCCAAUGUGUUUUUCCAUCCGUUGAAUCGACAGACGACGGAAAAGAUUGAUGCGUUGACAAGACAGUUAACUGGCGGUAAAGAGAUGGUGCCCAAAGAUCUGCAUUUCUUAUCCCGUACCUUGACGAUUCCAGCACAAGUGGACGGUGUAGCGAAAAUGACGUUUGCUAGUGUCUGUGCUCAACCACUGAGUGCGGCGGAUUUUAUUGAGAUUGUCAAGAACUUUCAUACGGUGAUCUUGACAGAUAUUCCAAGCAUGACGAUGAAACAUCGUGCUGAAGCCAGAAGAUUCAUCACGUUCAUCGAUGCCAUGUAUGAAUCCCAUGUGGUCCUCAUUGCAAGUGCAGAAAAUGGCAUGAUGGAUAUCUUUAACGCAGAAGAAGGCAAAGAAGAAAUGCAAGAACAAAUGCUUGCUGCCAUGAGUCAAGAUUCUUCCUUGGAUGUCUCGGAUAUUUCUUCGCCUUUAUUCUCGGGCCAAGAGGAAGCCUUUGCUUUUCAAAGAGCUCUCUCUCGAUUAAUUCAAAUGCAGAGUACCGAAUGGGUUUCCCAACGCUUGAUUGUGAAAUAGAUAGACAGCUUUUUUAUUUUUUUAAUUUUUUAUUUUAUAUCCGCUUUUUUUUUUU
This is a messenger RNA of Mucor mucedo, 1503 nucleotides long. Its product is annotated as AFG1-like ATPase-domain-containing protein. Lineage: Eukaryota; Fungi; Mucoromycota; Mucoromycetes; Mucorales; Mucoraceae. The transcript is spliced from 3 exons. Gene Ontology annotation, cellular component: mitochondrion; cytoplasm. Gene Ontology annotation, molecular function: ATP hydrolysis activity; ATP binding. The record is from RefSeq and is a predicted model, not a curated record. The coding region runs from base 51 to 1448 and encodes 465 amino acids.